This is a messenger RNA of Penicillium canescens, 1044 nucleotides long. RefSeq lists its product as uncharacterized. The record is from RefSeq and is a predicted model, not a curated record. Lineage: Eukaryota; Fungi; Ascomycota; Eurotiomycetes; Eurotiales; Aspergillaceae. The transcript has 6 exons. The coding region runs from base 1 to 1044 and encodes 347 amino acids.
AUGGCGAGCCCCAUUGAACUACCUCUGGUGGACAUCUCCAACUCGCAUGAUGUGGUCGCCGGGAAGAAACUGCUCGAUGCGGCUGUGAAACAUGGAUUUCUGUAUAUCGAUAGCAACAGCACGCUGCUCACCACGUCGGAUGUUGACCAAAUCUUUGACCUUUCACAGGAAUUCUUUCAACUCUCUCCCGCCGAGAAAGCGCCUUAUCGCAGAGGAAAUGACAAUCGAGGUUGGGUUGGAAUGCAUGUAGAGACAUUGGACCCUGAACAUCACGAUAGAGGAGAUUUCAAAGACGAUGAAUAUUGGGGAAUUCCAGGACGGAAACCUCCAACAGCCACUCCCCCGUGUUUAAUCUCAAGAGAGUCGGAGAUCGCUCGAUUCACUGAUCUCUGCAAUACCAUCUGCAGUCACAUCUUGAGACUACUUGCCCUUGGGUUAGAGAUCGACGAGGAGUUUUUUACCUCCCGCCAUGAUCAAUCAAGGGGCACCACGGGGAACUCUCUUCGAUGGCUCUAUUACCCAGCUGCCGUCUCAUCAUAUCGGCCAGGGAAAGACAUCCGAGCGGGGGCUCAUUCUGAUUAUGGAAGUAUCACCUUGUUAUUUCAACGUCCCGGGCAGCCAGGGCUUGAGAUUCUCACUUCAAACAAUGAAUGGGCACCAGUUCCAGUAUACCCUGAUGGCCGAACAGACUUUCCAUUUCCACCAAUCCUCGUGAACAUUGGCGACAUGUUGAGCUAUUGGACAGAUGGCUUGCUCAAAUCAACAGUCCAUCGAGUCGUGUUUCCCAAACAAGACCAAUCAGAUCAUACCUCCCAAGCGCACGAUCGCUACAGUAUCGCCUUCUUUUGUCAACCAGUGAGUGAAACAGAGCUCAUUCCCGUACCAAGCGAAAUCGUCUCUCUUCAUCAGAAAGAAAACAGAAGUGACAAGGAGGCUGGGAGAGUGGUUGGCCAUGGCGGAGGUGCCCAUGGUUGGAAGGCCGGUCAGCCUUGUAUAACAGCAGGACAGCAUUUGCAGUCCCGUUUGGCGGCAACGUACGUAUAG